CUCCACGUCUCCGAAGAACCAAAACAGUCAAUUUCUGUCAAAUUAUCACCAGCCGAAGCCUGUUGGCUUCUGCCAUUAAUGUCAUUCACGGAGAUAAUUUUCUUUCUCUGUCAUUUCUUUUCCUUUCUCUGAUUUCCCUUACAAACCCAGUGGCUGUGGUCAACUUAUAACGACGCAUUCCCUUCUUCUUCAUCUGGGUUUUGCUUAUAACCUCUGGUUUUUAAGAAAGUCGCCAUUCCUUCCAUGGAUUGAUGUUCAGGGAGAUAGAGGAAUAACUUCAUGAUUUUCAAGUACUGGAUGGUUAUAUAGUUCUGUUCUAAGAAUUUGCAGCCAUGGCAUCUACAUCUUGGUUGAAUUCACCUUCUUGCUCCAUGAUUGAAUCCUCAGAGGACAAGGCUCUUGGAGCUAUAAUCCAAUGGUCACGGUUUAUUUUCCUUUCACCCUGCCCUCAAAGGGUUUUAUUAUCCUCUAUUGAUAUCCUGUUCUUGCUCAUACUCUUAGUUUUUCCAUUGCAAAAGCUAUAUUCUCGAUUCAAAUCUGGUGGCCGGAUAAACUCCGACCUAAGCAAACCUCUCAUAGGAAACAGUAGACCUCUAAUUAGGACCACCGUCUUCUUUAAACUCUCUUUAAUCGUUUCUGGCCUGUUAACCAUUUGCUACAUUGUCUCAAGUAUCUUGACAUUUUCCUCGAGUGUUCAAUCGACAUGGAGGAUUGCAAAUGGCAUGUUUUGGUUGGUUCAAGGAUUGACUCAUGCAGUUAUUGCAAUCUUAUUAAUCCAUGAAAGAAGAUUUGAAGCUACCAAGCAUCCACUUACUCUACGAAUUUACUGGACGAUAAAUUUCAUAAUCACGUCCUUGUUUAUGGCAUCCGCAAUUAUCCGUAUGGUCUCUACCGGAGCAACUGAUGAACUCAAUUUGACUUUGGAUGAUAUAAUUUCCAUUGCCUCAUUUCCAUUAUCAUUAGUUCUUCUUUUUGUUGCCAUUAAAGGAUCAACAGGGGUUAUGGUGGCCACAGCAGCCAAUGCAGAAUUUGAUGGACAAAAUGAAUUAAUUGAAUUGGAUCCAAGUAAAUCAAAUGUUUCUUUAUUUGCUUCGGCGUCUUUUAUAUCGAAGGCAUUCUGGCUGUGGAUGAAUCCCUUGUUAUGUAAAGGUUAUAAAGCCCCUCUGCAACUAGAAGAUGUUCCAACUCUUGCACCUCAACACAGAGCUGAGAAAAUGUCAGCCCUGUUUGAAUCUAAGUGGCCUAAACCUCAUGAAAAGUCCACUCACCCAGUUCGAACCACAUUGCUCCGUUGCUUCUGGAAGGACCUUGCCUUAACUGCCAUCCUUGCUAUCGUGCGCCUUUGCGUCAUGUUCGUUGGGCCUGUCCUUAUUCAACGUUUUGUUGACUUCACUGCUGGAAAAGGGAGCUCCCCAAAUGAAGGAUACUACCUUGUACUGAUUCUUCUAGCUGCUAAGUUUUUUGAAAUUCUCACUACUCAUCAAUUUAAUUUUAACUCCCAAAAGCUUGGGACUCUCAUUCGAUGCACAUUGAUUACAUCUUUGUACAAGAAGGGAUUAAGGUUAUCAUCAUCUUCUAGACAGGAUCAUGGGGUUGGACAGACAGUAAAUUACAUGGCUGUUGAUACUCAACAGCUUUCUGAUAUGAUGUUACAAUUGCAUGCUGUAUGGUUGAUGCCAUUACAAGUUGGUGUCGGUAUGGUGCUUCUCAGUGCAUACCUCGGUCUUGCGACAGUUUCUACACUGGUUGCACUUGUAGGCGUUCUUCUAUUUGUUGUGUUCGGCUCUAAGCGAAACAAUAAGUUCCAAUUCAAUGUAAUGAGGAAUCGUGAUUUGAGAAUGAAGGCAACGAAUGAGAUGCUUAAUUACAUGCGUGUGAUAAAGUUUCAAGCGUGGGAAGAGCACUUCAAUGAUAGAAUUCAAGAUUUUCGCAAAUCGGAAUUUGACUGGCUGACCAAGUUCAUGUAUUCAGUCUUUGGGAACAUUAUAGUCAUGUGGAGUGCACCAGUCAUCAUGUCAACUCUCACCUUUGGGACUGCUCUACUGUUAGGCAUAAAACUUGAUCCUGGGACAGUGUUCACAACGACAACCAUCUUUAAGAUAUUGCAGGAGCCUAUCCGGACUUUUCCUCAAUCUAUGAUCUCACUUUCACAAGCAAUGGUAUCACUUGGGAGGCUGGACCGGUUCAUGUUGAGCAAAGAGUUGGUUGAAGCUUCAGUUGAAAAAACUGAAGGAUGUCAUGGCAAUAUUGCUGCGGUAGUUGAAAAUGGCGUAUUUAGCUGGGAUGAUGAUGCGAAUGGUGUAGUAGUUUUGAAAGAUAUAAAUUUGAAAAUUAAGAAGGGAGAGCUUACCGCCAUCGUUGGGACUGUGGGAUCUGGAAAAUCCUCUAUCUUGGCUUCGAUUCUUGGCGAGAUGCAUAAAAUGUCUGGAAAGGUUCAUGUUUGUGGAACUACUGCUUAUGUUGCUCAAACAUCAUGGAUUCAAAAUGGCACCAUUGAAGAGAAUAUCCUAUUUGGUUUGCCUUUGAACAGACAGAAAUAUAGGGAGGUUAUCAGGGUUUGUUGCUUAGAGAAAGACUUGGAAAUGAUGGAGUAUGGUGAUCAGACUGAGAUCGGUGAGCGUGGCAUAAACCUCAGUGGCGGGCAGAAGCAGCGGAUACAACUUGCCCGAGCUGUAUACCAGGACUGUGAUAUCUAUCUUCUUGACGAUGUAUUUAGUGCGGUUGAUGCUCAUACUGGAUCUGAAAUUUUUAAGGAAUGUGUAAGAGGAAUUCUCAGAGGCAAGACCGUUAUUCUUGUUACCCAUCAAGUCGAUUUCUUGCACAAUGUCGAUAUAAUCUUCGUAAUGAAAGAUGGGAUGAUUGUGCAAUCUGGAAAAUACAAUGAGCUAGUAGAGGGUGGGAUGGAAUUUGGAGCUCUAGUUGCAGCACAUGAGAGCUCCAUGGAAAUUGUGGAUAACUGCAAUCCUAUGCUUGAAGUUUCUUCUCCCAAACCUCCUCAGUCACCUUCCCAGCACCACAGGGAAGGGAAUGGUGAAAAAAGCCACGAUGAUCAACCACAGUCUGAUAAGGGUUCAUCAAAACUCAUCCAAGAUGAGGAGAGGGAAACUGGGAGUGUCAGCUUGAAUGUUUACAAACUUUAUUGCACUGAGGCUUAUGGAUGGUGGGGAGUAGUAUUGGCCUUGUCACUCUCCCUAGCGUGGCAAGCAUCUAUGAUGGCAGGUGAUUAUUGGUUGGCAUAUGAAACUUCAGCGGACCGCGCUGCAACCUUCAAUCCUUCAUUGUUUAUUUCUGUGUAUGCGGUGAUUGCUGUUGUUUCAGUCGUGUUGGUGGUUUCAAGAUCUCUUACUUUUGUGAUCAUAGGGCUUAAGACAGCCCAGAUUUUCUUUUCACAAAUUCUUAAUAGCAUCUUACAUGCCCCCAUGUCAUUUUUUGACACCACGCCAUCCGGAAGAAUACUAAGUCGAGCCUCAAAUGAUCAGACGAACAUUGAUUUGUUCAUCCCCUUCUUCAUGACUGUUGCUACUGCAAUGUACAUUACAGUACUCAGUAUCUUCAUUGUCACAUGUCAAUAUGCUUGGCCUACAGUUUUCCUAGUGAUUCCACUUCUAUUUCUUAACGUUUGGUACCGGGGAUACUACCUUGCUACGUCUCGCGAAUUGACUCGUCUCGACUCGAUAACAAAAGCCCCAGUGAUUCAUCACUUCUCAGAAAGCAUACAAGGAGUUAUAACUAUCCGCUCUUUUGGAAAACAAGAUAAGUUUUGCAAAGAGAAUGUUAAACGAGUUAAUGAUAAUUUGCGUAUGGAUUUCCACAAUUAUGGAUCGAAUGUGUGGUUGGGAUUCCGUUUGGAGAUGCUAGGAAGUCUAGUGUUUUGCAUUUCAGCAUUGUUCUUGAUCAUACUACCUAGCUCCAUUAUCAAGCCCGAAAAUGUCGGUUUGUCGUUGUCGUAUGGAUUGUCUUUGAAUAGUGUCAUGUUCUGGGCCAUAUACAUGAGCUGCUUCAUUGAAAACAAAAUGGUGUCUGUCGAGAGGGUGAAGCAAUUUUCUGUCAUACCACCAGAAGCGGAAUGGAAAAUUAAAGACUCUCUUCCUUCCCCAAAUUGGCCUUCCCAUGGAAAUGUUGAUCUCAAAGAUUUGCAGGUUCGAUAUCGGCCAAACACUCCUUUAGUCAUUAAGGGUAUUACUUUAACCAUCUAUGGAGGAGAGAAGAUCGGUGUCGUUGGUCGAACGGGGAGUGGGAAAUCAACUCUAGUCCAAGUGUUGUUCAGACUAGUGGAACCUACAGGAGGAAAGAUAAUUAUUGAUGGCAUUGACAUAGCCACGUUGGGGCUUCACGAUCUCAGGUCUCGGCUCGGGAUCAUUCCGCAAGAACCAGUUCUUUUCGAGGGGACGGUGAGAAGCAAUAUCGAUCCAGUUGGUCAGUAUUCUGAUGAAGAGAUAUGGAAGAGCUUGGAUCGGUGCCAACUCAAAGACGUCGUGGCUUCAAAAACCGAAAAACUAGAUUCUCCAGUUGUUGACAAUGGAGAAAACUGGAGCGUGGGGCAGAGGCAGCUUCUCUGCCUAGGAAGGGUAAUGCUAAAGCGCAGUAGGCUUUUGUUCAUGGACGAAGCAACUGCAUCGGUCGACUCGAAAACCGAUGCUUUGAUUCAAAAGAUCAUCCGAGAGGAUUUCGGGAUGUGUACGAUCAUAAGCAUAGCCCACAGAAUUCCCACAGUCAUGGACUGCGACCGAGUUUUGGUUAUUGAUGCAGGAAAAGCAAGAGAAUUUGAUAGUCCCUCUCAGCUGAUUCAGAGGCCAUCACUUUUUGGGGCAUUGGUUCAAGAGUAUGCCAACCGCUCCUUAGACCUCUAAGCGGACUGCUUUGCAAUUUGGUUAGGCUUCUUGAUGUCGAGUCUCGAGCAGCAACGCAAGCCGUAAAGAACGCGAGCUCGGGUUUUGUUUCGGAUGAGUAGAAAAUAGUGAUGGAAAAAGAAAUCAAGCCUAUCCUUCCAAAGAUUAAUCAGGUAUAGCAACCCUUCACAAUAUUGGCUUUGGCCAUUGGUAUGAUUCUAUUGGGAGUAUUUGGCCAAAGUUUUAUUAUUAAUUUUGUCACUAUUUUUGUUUUAAAAAUAUGUGUAAGAUUAGAAUUCUUAAUUUGAUACUUACAAAAUUUUUAAUUAUUUAGUAUAAAUUAACAAAUUCA
This is a messenger RNA of Momordica charantia (bitter melon), 5181 nucleotides long. Its product is annotated as ABC transporter C family member 14. Gene Ontology annotation, biological process: transmembrane transport. Gene Ontology annotation, cellular component: membrane. NCBI's taxonomy places the organism in Eukaryota, Viridiplantae, Streptophyta, Magnoliopsida, Cucurbitales, Cucurbitaceae. The record is from RefSeq and is a predicted model, not a curated record. Gene Ontology annotation, molecular function: ATP hydrolysis activity; ATP binding; ABC-type transporter activity.